UCCCUUGAGAUAUAGAAAUUAUGGCAAGCACAGGGGAAGGAAGAGAACGACUCCCUUGAGACCUAACGCAUUCUAACAGAUGGGACUCAAGGCAAAGGACGGCAAUGUUGCGCAGGAGGGCAGCAGAUUGCAGCAGAGUUCCCUCCCCCUCGGUUUAUGCACAUGGCAUGGAGCAGACCGGCAAGACCUAAACAAACCAAGUCAAGACUGACGGGAAGCCAUUGCCUUCUACGGAUCCGGCCUGUGAACAUGUCGACAUGAUGUUGGCAAUUUACGUAUGCCUGGCGUUUGGAUAUACGGCCGUCUACGGGUCGUUCGGUCGUUCUGGUGAACUGUCGUUUUUAGAAGAGCCGACAGCCGAACAGGAAGUGAACGAAGGGGAGACGGUCGUCCUCGACUGCAAAGUCCCUCCGGGGGUCGUCGUCCACUGGGAACUUCGCGGAGUCCCACUUGACGCUUCGCCAAGAAGAUUUAUGAAUGGCACUGAUUUAGUUAUCGCCAAAGUGCUCCACGGCGAGGACAGAGGGCCUUUCACCUGUGUCAUAUCCGACAAGAGAACCGGUUCAGAUAUUGCUUCAAGGCCGGCAUAUCUGAACAUUAAAUGGUUGCAAGAAAUGGUGACGAUUCAGAAAGCAUCAGACGAUUCUUCGACUGUUGUCGGUGGAGACCUGCAUUUAACUUGCCAAGUCGAAGGGACUCAACCGUUGAAAAUACAGUGGUUUCGAAACGGAGACGGUUUGUUAACAGUAGAAAAUGUGAACACCACCGGAAGAGAUUUGGUAGUCAAAGGGCUCAAACCUCACGACAACGGAGUUUACAGGUGCCUGGCAUCAAAUGACGCUGGAACCGCACACAGCAGCAACAGGAUCGUUGUCAACGUUCCAGGUAGCCAGUGGGCGAGAAUCGUUGUCGUUCCGGAAGAUACCAUAGCAAAGCCUGGUUCCGACGUCAUGCUUAAUUGUGCGUACCAGUUUGUCGAUGUGAUUGAGUGGUAUUUCAAGCAAACCGGGCCGCUGGAAAAUUCUACGAGAUUUUCCAUCUUGCCCAACGGUUCACUAGUGGUUCGCAGUGUUUCAAAAGCUGAAGAAGGCCUCUACCUAUGCGUUGGAAUUAAAGCCGACAGCACUGAGAUUCCCCAGGGUUUCUCUGGACGUUUACAACUAGCAUAUUUGAAAGAUCCUGACAACACAACAUUGGGACCAUUUUUGGACAAUGAUUCUAUGAAGAUUGUGGGAAAAGGUGACACUUUGCGUAUGGGCUGUUUUGCCCCUGACGGUCUUCCAAAGCCUACGGUUUCGUGGUCGAACGGAGAAGUUGGCCCAAUACUGACUAUUAAAAAAGUCUCAAAAGCGCAUGAAGGAUAUUACACUUGUAUUAUUACAAACAUAGCUGAUACAAAAAAUGUAACAUUUCAGUUGGCUGUAACAACAAAGCCUGUGAUAACAUUAAACCCAACAUCUGUCACUGUUGAUGAAGGAAAUAAUGCUCUUCUUCAAUGUGAAUUUCAAGGUAGCAGUAAAUUUACUCGACUCCAAUGGGUCAAAGACAACACCCCAUUGAGGGGUCAUAGAUUUGUAGAAGGCCAAUUUUCUCUUGCUAUCACAAAUGUUGUUCCUUCUGAUGAAGGAGAAUAUCUCUGCCAAAUCACGACAAAGCCUUUUCUUCCCGUUUAUUCAACUCCAGCUGUCAUCACUGUUAGAGAAAAACUUAAAUUUCUACCAAAGCCUUUAAACACUAACCUGGAGUUAGGAACAGUUCGCAAGGUGCAUUGCAGAGCACAAGGAUCAGUUCCGCCAUCUGUUAGGUGGUUCAAGGGUAUCGACAAUGAAGAUAAUUUUCCAGAUCAUGUCAGCGACAUAAAUGGGACUCUUUACUUCAAUAAAGUCAAAUUGGAGGACAAGGGAAAUUAUACUUGUGUGGCAGCAAACACUCAAGGAGUCAUAAAUGUUACAAUCGAAAUUGAUGUAGUUGCAAGUCCAAAAUUUGCCAUUUUACCUCAAAAUCCAACUGAAGUGCUUGAAGGUUCCCCAUUAAUGUUAGAUUGUGUCGCUGAAGGAGACCCUUUACCGACAAUACAUUGGGAUAAAAAUUCUAACAUGAAAAAUGUUGAUGAUGUAAGGUAUAAAACAUUAGAAAAUGGAUCAUUGUAUAUUCAAGAAGUCCAGACUUCAGACGAAGGACAGUAUGGCUGUACAGCAGGAAAUAGUGGUGGAUUGAAAAGAUAUGAAGUGACGUUAAUUGUAAAAGGAAAUGAUGGAUAUAAGAUGUACGGUGACGGAGGUGAAGAACAGGAUUCUAUGCUGAGCAAAACAGUGGCUGUGACACUUGGAGCCGCAGGUGCAUACAUGAUACUCGUUAUUGGACUGAUGGUUUACUGCAAGUGCCGGAGCAAGAGAAAGAAACAGACUUUGCAGGAGGUCGAUCCUGGUUCGCAAGAAGCCGGCCAUUCUGGUGAACGAGCAAAAUGCAAUGGGGAGGCUGUGCACAGUGAAGAUGAUGGGACAGUAUCCUCACAAAAUUCUCAAAGUUCUUCUCAUACGUAUGGAAAACUCGUGAUAACUCGAGAUCACUUGACUGAAAUGAUGGUCUUAGGUCAAGGACAGUUUGGAGAUGUCUGCCUUGCAAGGGUUGAAAAUGAUGACAAAUGUGGCGGGGUGGUGAUGGUCAAAACCUUGCUGGAGACCAGAGAUGAAGGUGUUCUCCACGAAUUCAAAAGGGAGCUAGACCUUUUUGGUAGAGUGAAUCAUGCAAAUGUUGUAAAACUAGUUGGGUUGUGCAGAGACCAAUAUCCGCAUUAUAUGGUUCUUCAAUAUACAGAUUGGGGUGAUUUGAAACAAAUGCUCUUGGCGACAAAAGGCGAAAGGAAGGAUAAACCAAAACCUCCAGAAUUAACCGCAAAGAUAAUGUUUUCGUUGAUCAAAGAUCUCUGUUUGGGAAUGGAACAUAUAUCAAAUCAUAGGCUCGUUCACAGAGACUUGGCUGCAAGAAAUUGUUUAGUUUCUUCAAAUUUAUCUGUCAAAAUUUCCCUUUCUGCCUUGUCCAAAGACGUCUACAGAAAAGAGUACUUCCACCAUAGGAAUAAGUUGAUGCCGGUUCGCUGGAUUGCUCCAGAAAUUGUAUCGGAUGAUGAUUAUUCAACAAAAUCAGAUGUUUUUUCAUUUGGAGUGACAGCGUGGGAGAUAUUUGCACGUUGUGACAUGCCUCAUGCAGGCUGCAGCGACCAAGAGGUCGUCUCAGGUCUUCUGGAAAAUGGCGGUCUACAACUUUUACACCAUGAAGGAACACCACAAUCCCUGAUUUCUUUAGUCAACGAAUGCAGGGCAGCCAAUCCGAGUGAUAGGCCGUUGUUUUCUAGUCUUGUCAUUAAAAUCGCUGACAUUAUAGAUAAACUAGAAUAAAACACUUUUUAUGCUUUUAAGAGUCUGCAACAAACACUGAUUGUUUUUUCAAACAAUAACCACUGAAUCAGAGAGGAUGCAUUUAAAAACAAAUGUUAUGGUAUAUUUUUGAAAAAUACUUCAUUGUACUCUGUAAAGGGCAAAAAUUUUCUCACAGUAUUUUUAUCAAUGUAUAUAUAUUGGGUU
Messenger RNA from Cimex lectularius (bed bug), 3584 nucleotides. Its product is annotated as inactive tyrosine-protein kinase 7-like. Bases 258 to 3398 code for a protein of 1046 amino acids. Gene Ontology annotation, biological process: cell-cell adhesion; protein phosphorylation. NCBI's taxonomy places the organism in Eukaryota, Metazoa, Arthropoda, Insecta, Hemiptera, Cimicidae. Gene Ontology annotation, molecular function: ATP binding; protein tyrosine kinase activity. The record is from RefSeq and is a predicted model, not a curated record. The transcript has 17 exons.